Molecule: messenger RNA, 3353 nt
Organism: Pieris rapae (cabbage white)
Lineage: Eukaryota; Metazoa; Arthropoda; Insecta; Lepidoptera; Pieridae
Product: glutaredoxin domain-containing cysteine-rich protein CG31559
Exons: 6
Coding region: 408-2342 (644 amino acids)
Biological process (GO): sensory perception of sound
Source: RefSeq, a predicted model, not a curated record
GUCACCUGUGUAGGUUGUAUGCGCGCACGCAUCGCGAUUCGCUAAUUUGAAUUUUAUCUCGUUAAACCGGACUGGUUGAUUGUCCGAUAUUUUCUCGCUUGUUCCGUUAGUGUUUAGUGCUUGUGACAUUGAAAAGACUAUUUGUGACGGCCAGUGCUUUCCUGUCGACCGGAUUUGUCACUUUAAGAUACACGAUAUUAUAACCGAGCAUCAUAUGAAACUAGAAAAUCACUUUUCCAAAUAGGUACAAAUAAACAAGAAAAACAGGCUGUCGUGCGGAUUAUAGACCUACAUUCGAGCGACCGGAACCAUUAUGCCUUAUACAUCAACUAAUAUCUAAACCGCCACCUGACUAGAAUAACAACCGGAAGAGCCGUUAACAAAUUAUGUCGAUUCAUUAAUCGAUAAUGAUGGAGGAGGUAACUACCCGGCCGAAUCUCGAGUACAUCGCCCCUCUCUCAACCAAAGUUAUGCCGAGGACCGGAUCGACUACUUUUACACAAAUCACUAGCGAUGAUUCUAAACUUAGAGUGAACGGAUUCUCUGAUAGCCGUGCUAACAUGGACUCUCUAAGUUCGAUGCACUCGCUUGUCCUUGAUUCUAAGGCACCAUCAGCAACGGUAUUUGUUGCGGCGACCCAGUCAGAUCGACCUGAGAGCACGCCUUGCACAGACGCACUAACCGCAAACGGCCCGCACGUGGUUACAAUCAGAAUAAACACAGACACAGAUAAGCCAAAAGCCCCAAAAAUAUCAAGUGUCCAUCUCAAAAGUGACGUCGACUUUGAUACUUUCAAGAUCAGCGAUGCAAACAAGAAAAACAACAGUCUCGUCCGGCUCAACGUAGAGGAUAGCCGCCCGAAAAUACUCGAAGCGGAAGAGUUCUCCAAGGUCGAUAAAGCGCCGUAUAUUUACUGUAACUCGUACGUGAAUCCGAUGACCAACAUGAUAAUGUCAAGCGGCCAGUGCUCACCGAGCGACACGUUAGAUUCAGGCACGUGCAGCGACCUUGACGGAACGCCGCCCCCUCUGCCUAAAAAGAAAUUGUCGAAAUCUACCAAGAAAUCUGUAUCUGUUACAGUCAUUAGCUCUAUAAGAAAUCAGGGUGAAUUAGAUUUUGAAGAUAACGACUCCAACAUAUCGUGUGACUCAUUAAACAGCAGUGAAUUGAAUGGAAGCGUGCAUGCCGACGAAAGUCACAGCGAAGACGCGAGCAAAAAAGAAAAGAAACAAUCGCCUGUGCCUUUGCAAACGUUCGCUAAAGUAAACAAUAAAGAUAGCUUUCUACCGCAGGGUUUGUUGCAAGAUAUUAGAGACCGCACAGCGAAACUAACGACUGUGGACAUUGAAAGUGAUUCGUCAGACGAACGUCAAAGGGAAGUUAGCCAGAAUAUUAAUGAGAAUGCUAAUAUUCCGAAAGAAAGUGCGCAGUUGACGUCAUUCCUAUUGGUUUCCCAGUACAACAACGAGUUGAAAAAGAACAGUUCUGAGUCCCCGGAGAGAGAGGAGAGGAAGGAGAGGGAGAGCCUUAAAUCACCAGUUAUAACUGAAACUACGUAUGAGGAGAGAAAAAACUUGGAAAAAAUGAAGGAAGAUCAAAUUUGUUACAGUAGCCAUUACUUUGAUACGGAUAAGUUUUAUGAUUUUCAUCUCAACGAAAAACAAUUCGAUGACGUUUCAGUGAAAAGUGUUAGUGUUAAAAGUGAGUGCCCCGAGUCUGAGAUGGAAUAUUUUGCUGGAAUAAAGGACUUUAAGAGUGAAGAGGCGCCCUCUACAAUAAGAAGUUCAAAGGGAACAAUCCGUGGUGUGAAAAAUCGCGUCCGCGCCGGUAUUGCGACAUUCCUUCAAAUGCAAAGCACUACUAAGAGUUACAAAGAAAAAGAUGCCGGAAAAGUAGUUGUGUACACCACAACUAUGGGAAUCGUAAGGAGCACGUACCAACGGUGUGUGCUGGUGAAAAAGAUCUUGAGAAACCUCAUGAUCAAGUUUGAAGAACGGGACGUCUUUAUGAGCGUGGAGUACCAGGACGAAAUCAUGGAUCGGAUGAAGAGUGACCAGAUUCUUGUGCCACAGCUGUUCGUCGAUGGAUAUCACAUUGGGGACGCAGACACAGUCGAGAAAUUAAAUGAGUGUGGAGAAUUGAGGAAGAUGCUGAAACCAUAUAAGAGUCCAGACGCCUGCAACACCUGCCAAAUGUGCGGUGGCUUCCGCCUUCUCCCGUGCCGCAUCUGCAAGGGAUCCAAGAAAAGCCUACACAGAAACCACUUUACAGCUGAAUUCGUCGCUUUAAAGUGUAUGAAUUGUGAUGAAGUCGGCUUAGUAAGGUGCGAAGCGUGUUCUUGAUGCGUGUGGGAUGUAAGCGUAAAAUAUUGUGCGUUGUGCUCCUAUGUUUGGUAAUCCUAUGGAAAAUGUGAAUGACGCAUUCCAUUGAAGCCUCAAAUACAUUCUUAUAAAUGUUUUUAUUAAAUACACGCUAAUGAAAUGAAGAGACGUUUAAUAAUAUUUUAUCUUAAUUUUCGUACAAGUAUCUUCGAGUUGCAGGGUUAUUCCUGCAUAUUUUCAUUUUUAAUCCCUGUACGUGCGGUUCUUUGUUUCAAUAAUGAAGUUGAUGUGUCAAGUGAAUGCAGAUUUUCAUUAGAAAUCUAAUCCCUGCACGUGUGGCUUUGUGUAACUGUCAAUAAUGAACCAAUAAGAAAGUUGAUGUGACAUUGACAUAGAUGGCGCUUUGCAUAAUAAAUACGCUGUCCAAAUAUUGAUGUACCAGCCUUCGUGUAAGUUAAUUGUCGCUGUAUAUGUCGAAGGUUGUGAUAUAUAAUAAGCGCUGAACAAGAAACAUGUAUUUUUUAUACAUAAAUGUAGGCUCUAUCGUCACAAAUGUUAUAAAGAAGUUAGUUCAUGCAAAUAAAUGCCAUAAUUUAGUUGCAAUACUCUUUACAAUUGUUAUUUUUUAUAGUUUUAAAUAAAUUCAAAGAGAUUUAUGUAUAGCAAUGGGAAUAUUGUCUUAAUACUAACACUUAUUCCAUUAAAAUAUCUUCGAUUUCAGUUUUGUAUGCUAUUCUUAAUAGUAUUCUAUCGUAUGCUAUAUUUAAUUCUCUUUGACCUUAGUGAAAUAAAUUGGUAAUUGAUUAUUUUUAGAAGAUUGGUUUCAUCGAUUUUCAUUACUCGAGGUAGCAACAGAUGGCGCUAUUAUAAACGAAGAAAUCAGAAAAAUUAUAUUUUAUUAAACUUUACAAAUCGAUAAUGAUUUGUUGGAGUUAUAUGUGAUAAAUUUAUUUUCAUAAGCGCAUUGAAUUAAGCUUAUCAAACAAUAAUUAAAUGAAUUUAUAUGUACAGCUUUGUAAAAUAUUAUUUGCA